AUGUUUUUGUUGCUGUUGGUUUUCGACGUGCGUCCUGUCGCGUUGGCCGGUCGUCUUCCUCUCGUUGUUCGCGUGCGAUGCGUCGCAUCGUGUCACAUACAGCUGUGUGUGCCCGCGUGCACUUCAGUUCUUCGAGCUGCGUCGAGUCCCGUCUCUGUCAAACUUGCCGUAGCGUUCAGUUGUGCCGAAAGGUCGGUCGACUGGCCGCACGCCACCUUGCUGCUGCGCUACGUUGUGUUGUGUUGCGUCGCGUCGCGUCGCCGACGAGCACCGGCCCCACGAAACAUGAAAGCAGUGGCUGCAGCGAUGACUGCUUGCACGUGCACGCUAGCAUGGCAAACAUACUCGCACUCCUUUGUGCGCCACGACCUCAGUUUCUCGUUCACGUUUUGGAUCAGUUCCUCCUCUCCUCCUCUUCUGCAGUUCUCUCCUGCAGUGCCCGUCUGUUUCUAUCGGCGCCUAACGCGCUACUUCACGGCUCGACUCGACUCGACUCGACUUGAAGCUGGCGCUGACGAUUUUGAAAAGGGUGGGCGGGCUGCUGACAGCGUACAAACGUUCGGCGGAAGUAGUUCUCUUUUCAUUCUUAUCGCCUGCUUGCCUUGA
Messenger RNA from Soboliphyme baturini, 606 nucleotides. NCBI's taxonomy places the organism in Eukaryota, Metazoa, Nematoda, Enoplea, Dioctophymatida, Soboliphymatidae. The record is from the annotation of a GenBank genome assembly.